AUGCCAGUAGAAUUAUCUAUACAUCGACUAUUCCUAUUGGCUCGAGCUGCAAAUUGUCAUUCCAAACAUUUCGCAAUGCCUAAAAUUGGUACUCACGAUGGGAAAUUCCACUGCGAUGAGGCCUUUGCAAUCUUCUUGCUAAAAUCACUUCCAAAAUACAGUAACUAUGAGAUUGUGCGAAGUCGUGAUAAGGACGUGUUGAACUUAUGUAAUAUUGUGGUUGAUGUCGGUGGUGAGUAUAACCAUGCCGCAAUGAAGUAUGAUCAUCAUCAAAGGGACUUUACUCAUACAAUGAACACAUUGCGAGUAAUGAACUUUGAUACGAAAUUAAGUUCAGCGGGUCUUAUUUAUGCCCACUAUGGGAAGAGCGUUAUUAGCACGUUACUUGGAUUACCGGACAAUGAUUUCAUGAUUGACAUUUUAUUCGAAAAAGUCUAUGAAACAUUCGUGGAAUCUAUCGAUGCAAUAGACAAUGGAAUUGCUCAGUUUGAUGGCGAACCAAGAUAUUAUUUGGGUGGUACGCUCUCGUCUCGAGUUUCAAUGUUAAAUCCUGCAUGGAAUGAAAAUACAAUCAAUGUCAAUGAAAGGUUUAUGAUGGCAAUCAAACUGGUCGGCAAGGAAUUCAAUGAGCUCCUCAGUUAUCUCUGUAAAUCCUGGUUACCAGCGCGUAAUCACGUUGUGAGCGCAGUCACUCAUCGUUUUGACAUUGACAAAAGUGGUCAAAUAUUUUGCCUAAAAAGUGGUGGAAUGCCGUGGAAAGAUCAUUUUUUUCUCGUAGAAAGAGAACUUCAUUUAAAAAACGACGAUGUUGUAUAUGUUAUUUACGAAGAUAAUACAAGUGCUCAAUGGAGAGUGCAAGCUAUUCCGAUAAGCCAAAGGCAGCCCUUUGAAAGCAGGUUGCUCUUACCAGAGACAUGGCGUGGUCUUCGUGAUGCAGAAUUGACAAAGGUAGCGGAUAUACCUGGCUGCAUCUUCGUUCAUCCAACUGGUUUUAUCGGAGGCAAUAAAUCAAUGCAAGGUGUUGUAGAAAUGGCAAGGAAAUCGUUGUCUCUUGCCGGGAAAUAUAAGAACUAA
Molecule: messenger RNA, 1074 nt
Organism: Cercopithifilaria johnstoni
Lineage: Eukaryota; Metazoa; Nematoda; Chromadorea; Rhabditida; Onchocercidae
Source: the annotation of a GenBank genome assembly